Molecule: messenger RNA, 792 nt
Organism: Symbiodinium necroappetens
Lineage: Eukaryota; Dinophyceae; Suessiales; Symbiodiniaceae
Source: the annotation of a GenBank genome assembly
AUGGCGGGAUCAUUGUCCGACGAUGAUCUUGAAAGCGUGCCGACUCCUCGGCCAGUCGCGACGGCUACGGCUGAGGACAGCGAUGAUGAUACUUUUCAAGCCACUGGGACGACAGCAAGUCAAGAUGAAGGCGACAGCGACGCAGACACACCAGCUGCAAAUGCAUGGGACCAUGCAUCCGCUGUAGCCCCGACGUGGCCAGGUCCUUUCGGCUUCCCGACACAUUCCUCGAGCCAAGGGAAAGAGGACUUGGAAGAUGGAAGCAAUCAUGCCAACACUGGCCAUCCGCAGUUCCUGUCCACGCAUGCUGUUCAUGACGGUUGCAAUCCAGCACAUCCAGCAGCGCAGCCCUCGGAAGUUACGGCGGGUCAUGACAGCUGUCAACACUUGCCGCCUCACUCUAACUGGCCUCGAAUCGCACUUGCCGCAACCAUGGAGAGUCAAGUCGUUCGACGGGCGGCCGUGGAGACUUUGGCCUGGUGCAUUGCAGGUCGAGACGAUGGACUGCCUGCCAACCUGUCCCUUGCAGAAUUGGCUAGUUUGAGAGAGGCCAUGGGGGAUGCCUCCAGGCCAUGGGGGACGCCUCCAGGUUCCGGGGCCCUGUUCUUUCGAGGUGUCAGACUGGGCCGGUAUCGUGACGUGAAAGAACGGGUGAUUGAAGGCUUCCCAGGUGGUGUUACAUCCGGCUGCCUCUUGCUUUCGCUGCCAGCCUGGAGCUUUACGAAGGCUCGGGCGUCGUGCUGUAAGUCGCUUGUUUCGAGUAGACCACGGCAGCCAAAGAAUGGAAUUUGA